Molecule: messenger RNA, 1767 nt
Organism: Mercurialis annua (annual mercury)
Lineage: Eukaryota; Viridiplantae; Streptophyta; Magnoliopsida; Malpighiales; Euphorbiaceae
Product: PTI1-like tyrosine-protein kinase At3g15890
Exons: 4
Coding region: 335-1426 (363 amino acids)
Biological process (GO): protein phosphorylation
Cellular component (GO): plasma membrane
Molecular function (GO): protein kinase activity; ATP binding
Source: RefSeq, a predicted model, not a curated record
CCUCAAUUUGAAAUUGAAGUAGAUGAAGAAGAACAAGUCUCAACUCACACUCUUUCUUUUUUUUUCACUUUAGAAUUCAAGAAAUCAAAUUUAAGAAUCAAAACAUAGGCUUAACACAAGCAUAGCAUUAAAAAUGCCAGCUUUUUCACUAAAGGCGUUAUUUUUCACUCUCAGUCGACACCAUUUACAGAGCUAAAAGAAACUGAAAGAAAACUUCAGAGAGAAAAUUUGUAGCUACCCACCUAGAAAGUAAACUGAUUUGACAGUGAAAUAAAGAAAAAACAACUGGGCUUUUCAGGGUUUUUAAAUUUAUUCAAGAAAAUAGAAAUUUGACAUGGCUUUUGCUUCUAUGCUUUGCUGCGGAAAGGGCUCCGAUCGGAAAGGACGAAAGAAACAGCCGACUUGGAGGAUCUUUUCGUUGAAGGAACUACACGCGGCUACAAACAAUUUUAAUUAUGAUAACAAACUCGGAGAAGGAGGAUUUGGCAGCGUUUAUUGGGGUCAGCUUUGGGAUGGAUCACAGAUUGCAGUUAAAAGGUUGAAGGUCUGGAGCAAUAAAGCAGAUAUGGAAUUUGCUGUCGAGGUUGAGAUCCUAGCACGUGUUCGGCACAAAAAUUUGCUGUCUCUGCGUGGAUAUUGUGCUGAAGGACAAGAGCGUCUCAUUGUGUAUGACUACAUGCCAAAUCUGAGCUUGCUGUCUCAUCUACAUGGACAACACGCUGCAGAAUGUCUUCUUGACUGGAAAAGGCGUAUGAAUAUUGCAAUAGGUUCUGCAGAGGGAAUUGCCUACCUGCACCACCAUGCAACCCCACAUAUCAUCCAUAGAGACGUAAAAGCUAGUAAUGUCCUGCUGGAUUCAGAUUUUCAGGCUCAGGUUGCGGAUUUUGGAUUUGCAAAGCUAAUUCCUGAUGGUGCAACACAUGUAACCACAAGAGUUAAAGGUACGCUUGGCUACCUUGCCCCUGAAUACGCUAUGCUAGGAAAAGCAUCGGAAAGCUGUGAUGUAUACAGCUUUGGCAUUCUCUUGCUCGAACUAGCCAGCGGCAAGAAACCCCUUGAGAAGUUGAAUGCAACAGUGAAACGCACAAUCACUGAUUGGGCUCUACCAUUAGCAUGCGAAAGGAAGUUCAGUGAGCUGGCAGAUCCGAAACUAAAUGGCAAGUUUGAGGAACAAGAGUUGAAAAGAGUUGUUCUUGUAGCUAUCAUGUGCGCCCACAAUCGGCCCGAAAAAAGACCGACGAUGCUUGACAUAGUAGAACUGCUGAAAGGAGAAUCAAAGGACAAGUUUGCUGAACUGGAAAAUGACGAAUUGUUCAAAAUCCCCCAGCCUGCUGAUUAUGAUAAUGUGGUAUCCGCUGCUGAAGACAAUUCAGACAUCAUCUCAGAAGACAAGGAACCACCACAAGAGUUGAAAGAAAUCAGUUAAUAGAAUACUGAAAAUAGCUUUAAAAACUACUUGUUUUAUGAUUAGUAGAGGUCAAAUUUGGUUUGCGAGUACUGGGUUUUUUUUUAUGCAGAGUAGCUCUGGCAAUCCAUUUAUUAGAGUUGUCAGGGUUAAUGGUCUGCCUAUGAUUGUGAAAGCAUGUCUACAGGUGCUGCAAGAAUGUUGUGAAUGAAUUAGUUUCUGUAGUUUUGGUGUUUCAGUUGUUAUCUGUCCAUGAAGUAUUUCAGCUUUCAUGGACACUUGUGUAUUGUUAUAUAUUGAUCACUGUGUAUUCUCAAUAUGAUUUUGGUGACAGAAAUCUGAAAAGUGAUGAUAUAGUCCAA